AACCAACUCUAUACAUGCAACAUGGCUUCUUUCGACGCUGAAACCGCUGAUAACUUGGAAGAUAUUGAAAGACAGUUUGCUGUCAAGGCCGUUCAACAUGUGGAAGCCUACUGGAACUUGCUUUCCGCCAUCCCAGGCUCCAAAUUGAAGUUGACCCCUCACGACAACGAAAUCUUCGAAACCUUGCUCCAGGACUUUCCAGAAUUCUUAAACCCGGAGUACGUUAAGAAUGUCAACGAAGCUGAGAUGAAGGGCGCUCUCGGUAAGGAGAGAUGGAGAAAGUUCAUGGCCAAGUUCGAAGGCAAGGUGGAGGACUACAACUUUGGUACCAUCAUGAGAACCAAGAGUGACGAAGAAUACACUCAGGAUGGUACUAUCUUUGUCUUGAGAUUGCAGUUCUACGCUGUUGAAAUCUGCAGAAACAGAUACGGUUUAAACGAGUGGGAGUGUGCUAAAAAAUAAACCUCCCGGCCCUUGUAUUUUAUCCCAGCCGUUCCCGCAUUUGUCAAACUCUUUUUUUUUUUUAUUUCUCAUACCGU
This is a messenger RNA of Babjeviella inositovora NRRL Y-12698, 539 nucleotides long. RefSeq lists its product as uncharacterized. The transcript has a single exon. The record is from RefSeq and is a predicted model, not a curated record. NCBI's taxonomy places the organism in Eukaryota, Fungi, Ascomycota, Pichiomycetes, Serinales. Gene Ontology annotation, cellular component: cytoplasm. The coding region runs from base 22 to 462 and encodes 146 amino acids.